Molecule: messenger RNA, 1128 nt
Organism: Peronospora farinosa
Lineage: Eukaryota; Oomycota; Peronosporomycetes; Peronosporales; Peronosporaceae
Source: the annotation of a GenBank genome assembly
AUGGAGGAAGAGGUGCAAGCCGUGGUGAUUGAUAAUGGGUCGGGUAUGUGCAAGGCGGGAUUUGCGGGGGAUGACGCGCCACGAGCUGUGUUUCCUUCUAUUGUUGGCAUGCCGAAGCACUUGGGCAUUAUGGUGGGCAUGAAUCAAAAAGAAGCCUACAUUGGUGAUGAAGCGCAAGCAAAACGUGGCGUACUGACUUUAAGAUACCCGAUUGAGCACGGCAUCGUCACCAAUUGGGACGACAUGGAGAAAAUCUGGAGCCACACAUUCUAUAACGAGCUCCGUGUAUCACCGGAAGAACAUCCGGUGUUGCUAACUGAAGCCCCGUUAAACCCAAAGGCUAAUCGAGAGCGCAUGACGCAGAUCAUGUUCGAGACUUUUAGCGUGCCUGCGAUGUAUGUGAACAUUCAAGCGGUGCUGUCAUUGUAUGCUUCUGGUCGGACAACAGGAUGCGUGCUUGACUCUGGUGAUGGAGUCUCGCACACAGUGCCCAUUUAUGAAGGAUAUGCAUUGCCACACGCCAUUAUACGGCUCGAUAUGGCUGGCCGUGAUUUGACGGACUAUAUGAUGAAGAUUUUGACCGAACGUGGCUACUCGUUCACUACGACGGCGGAGCGCGAAAUCGUGCGUGACAUUAAGGAAAAGUUGACCUAUGUGGCGAUGGAUUUCGACGGGGAGAUGCAAAAAGCGACAAAGUCGUCGGCGCUUGAUAAAACGUACGAACUGCCUGAUGGAAACGUAAUUGUGAUCGGCAGCGAGCGCUUCCGUACGCCUGAAGUCCUUUUCAAUCCCGCCAUGAUUGGUCGCGAGUGUUCAGGCAUCCAUGGUUGCACUUUCCAGACUAUCAUGAAGUGCGACGUCGAUAUCCGUCGAGACUUAUACAACAAUGUGGUCUUAUCAGGCGGCUCGACAAUGUUUCCAGGGAUCGGUGAUCGCAUGAUGAAGGAGAUGACCAAGCUAGCUCCAACUGCGAUGAAAGUCAAAAUUAUUACGCCACCCGAGCGCAAGUACUCGGUCUGGAUUGGAGGCUCUAUUCUGGCUUCACUGGCUACGUUCCAGCAUAUGUGGAUUUCGAAGACGGAAUACGACGAGUCAGGGCCUUCCGUUGUGCACCGCAAGUGCUUUUGA